Neoarius graeffei (lesser salmon catfish) is the source of this 2259-nucleotide messenger RNA. RefSeq names its product MOB kinase activator 2a (gene mob2a). The transcript has 5 exons. Lineage: Eukaryota; Metazoa; Chordata; Actinopteri; Siluriformes; Ariidae. Gene Ontology annotation, molecular function: protein kinase activator activity. The record is from RefSeq and is a predicted model, not a curated record. Gene Ontology annotation, biological process: signal transduction; positive regulation of protein phosphorylation. Bases 469 to 1140 code for a protein of 223 amino acids. Gene Ontology annotation, cellular component: cytoplasm; nucleus.
GACGCGGAUCAGCGAGUGACAGGGUCGGCGGCUUGGUUACUUCCGGAUUCCCUGUGAAGCAGAGGGGCUGAAAAUGUUACUGCAGCGGCAGAGGCUCGGGAGCUGAUGUUAGCAUACGGGACAGCAGCGUGCAGACACACUGGCACCUAAGAAAACACUUCUGAGUAGUUUUGCCACUUAUGGGCUCAUCGCUAAUCGGGUUUUAUUUUCUCACCGGGACGAUUUCGGAGUCUUUCACUCUGUAAGUCCAUGCAGGCUGAGUCUCAUCUCAUCUCAUCCUCCUGCUCCUCGGAUCCGUGAUGUCCCAUCUCUCCCUCGGGGUGAUCGUGCUCUGAAUUGACACAGUGACAUUUCACAAGUGUUGGACGCAGUGAGGACGAGUGCACACUCCCUCACUCCCCUGGCGUGAGGUGUCCUGGAAGAUAAAGCGAGUUCUGCUGGACAUCUCCCACUGGCAUCACUAACAACAUGGACUGGCUGAUGGGGAAGUCCAAAACGAAGCCUAAUGGAAAGAAGCCUCCUGCUGAGGAGAAGAAACACUAUCUGGAGCCGGAGUACACUAAAGUGCGGGUGGUGGACUUUGACCUCAAAGACCUUGUGGUGCUGCCCAGAGAGAUAGAUCGUAAUGAAUGGCUGGCCAGCAACACAACAACGUUCUUCAAUCUCAUCAACCUGCAGUAUAGCACAAUCUCAGAGUUUUGCACUGGUGACACAUGUCAAGCCAUGGCAGCAUGUAACACAAUAUACUACUGGUACGAUGAGAGAGGGAAGAAGACCAAGUGUACAGCACCUCAGUAUGUGGACUUGGUCAUGAGUCUAGUACAGAAACUUGUGACAGAUGAAGAAAUCUUCCCAACAAAAUAUGGUAAAGAGUUCCCCAACUCAUUCGAGUCUCUAGUGAAGAAGAUCUGCCGGUUCCUGUUCCAUGUGCUGGCACACAUCUACUGGGCGCACUUUAAGGAGACGGUGGCUUUAGAUCUGCAUGGACACUUAAACACGCUGUACGCACAUUUCAUUGUCUUUGUGAGGGAAUUCAAUCUGGUCGACCCCAAGGAGACGUGCAUCAUGGACGACCUGUCGGAGGUGCUGUGCACUCCUCUGCCCUCCUCCCCCCAACAGAACCACGUGACCGAAAGAUGAGCCACAACCAUCGAGCCACCAAGUGAGGAAGAGGAGGCUGGAUUGAGAAUGCGAGCCCUCAGGAGGGCUGGGUCUGCUCGCAUGACUCUCACACACCCUUUGACCAUUUAACCAUCAUAAAAACUAGUCAGAGGGAGAAAGAGGGGGGAUGGCUGUGCCUCCCUUCAGCACGCACUAGUGGAAAUAGCCCCACCUACCUUCUUUGCAGUCUAAGAACAAUGGGUGCUUUUUUUUUUUUUUUUAUUUGUAUUUAUUUCUGCUCACAUUCUUGGAGAAUGUGGUGUUUAACAAGGAUUUUUGAUUUGGCCCUUAAUGUCUAAUACACAAGACUACAGUAUAGUCACCUGAUAUUAGACCGUUAUAUAGAAAUUUCUUGUACCCCAGUGCCCCCAUGUGGAGGGACAAAUUAUAAAAUGGUGCCAGCUGUCCUUUAGUACUUCAUGACUGGGACCUGGAUCUGCACUGUGACCAGUUCUCCGUUCAUGUGCAUCUCCCUGUGCCGUCUGUCUCUCUUAUUCUUGUGUUCUUAGUUCAGGUUCUUCCUUGUGGGCUGUCUUGUAUUUUUUUUAUUUUUUAUUUUAUUUUUUUUGAGUUUUAAGAGGUUAUGCAAUAAUUAAACAGCAGAAAUGAAUGUUCAGCUUGAUGCUGUAGAAUGUUGCCUUUGGUGAGACUGCUGGCAUGCCUGUAGAUGGUACAAUCCAUUUCUGGCCUGCACAGAAAAUCUCAAGAGUUCACCAUUAUUGUGGCAAUCGAUAUGCUGUAUCAUACUGAGGAUGCAUCCUCCAGGGUUGUUUUUUUUUUUUAAUCUUUUUAUGCUAUCAGAGGUCAUUAAAAUUAUCAGCCUACACGUGUAGCAUAUGCACAUUCUGCUUGCAUUUUUAUUAAAAUAGACUAUAAUGUUGAAAUAACUAUAUAUAAAGAAAUUGCAGGUGGAUUACGUCAAAAUAGCGCCUCCGUGGAGGGGGAUUGGUUUUCCUGUCAUUUUAUUUAUUUUGACUGUAUAUUUGCAGGGUUCUUCAGUUCUGGCUUUCAUUUUUAUGUAUUUUAAUGAUCUAAGUUAAAGCAAUUUAUAUUUUAAGCUCUGCAAAUUAUAAUCUAAUAAAACAAAUGCCAACCUGA